Messenger RNA from Hemicordylus capensis (graceful crag lizard), 4199 nucleotides. RefSeq names its product angiopoietin like 5 (gene ANGPTL5). The record is from RefSeq and is a predicted model, not a curated record. Lineage: Eukaryota; Metazoa; Chordata; Lepidosauria; Squamata; Cordylidae. Bases 52 to 1212 code for a protein of 386 amino acids. The transcript is spliced from 8 exons.
UCCAAGGCAGUUUGAAACUCUUUGAAACGUUUUCAUUUCUUCAGUUCAGAGAUGGUCCAGUCCAGUGCAUCUUCAUUGAUCUUCCUAAAUAUCAUAUUUUUCACUUGGGCUGAUACUGUGUUUGGCAAUGUCAAGCCAUGCUCUGCAAUGGGUUCUUCUACAGCAAGCUUUGUGGAAGGGGCAGCUAGCCCAGGAACAAAUCAAUCUGCAGAUAAAUCACAAGAGAAGAAAAAAUGCUAUGUGCCCUGCGAUUUUCAAGCUAAAGUGUUACGUGAAGAAAAACAUUACAUGUGUAGGAAUUUGCAGAAUUCUCUAGUAGAAUAUGCAAGAAAUACCAAGAAAAUGAUAAGAAACAUGAUGGACGAUCACCAGUCUUCUCUGGAUUACCUUUCUAAUCAGGUCAAUGAACUUAUGAGCCGGGUUAUGCUUUUAAAUGCAGACAUGUCUAGAAAACCAAUUGAUGUAUUUCCUCAUCGAGCUGUUCAGUCUCAUGGUUUGGAUUGCAGUGAUAUUAAAGAUACUAUUGGCUCAGUUACAAAAACUCCAAGUGGUCUCUACAUAAUCCAUCCAGAAGGAUCAAGUUACCCCUUUGAGGUAUUGUGUGAGAUGGAAUUUAGAGGAGGGGGAUGGACUGUGAUUCAGAAAAGAACCGAGGGAAUAGUUGAAUUUCAAAGGACAUGGUCUGACUAUUUGGAUGGAUUUGGUGAUCUUUCAGGGGAGUUUUGGCUUGGGCUGCGAAAGAUUUUCCACAUAGCAAACCAGAAAACAGCCAGCUUCAUGCUUUACGUAGGCUUGGAGUCUGAAGAUGACACGUAUGCAUAUGCAUCGUAUGACAGCUUCUGGUUAGAGGAUGAAGCGUGCUCCUUUAAAAUACAUUUAGGACGUUAUUCUGGAAAUGCUGGUGAUGCAUUUCGUGGAUACAGAGAAGAAGAUAACCAGAUUUCCUCCCCUUUUAGUACGUUUGAUGUAGACAACGAUGGUUGCAAUCCAAUAUGCUCUCUCCAGGAUCAGCAGGUAAAAAGCUGCAGCAACUUCAGUGAGAAAACAGGCUGGUGGUUCAGCCAAUGUGGCCUUGCCAAUCUUAAUGGUAUUCACCAGUUGACAAGGAGGAUGCUGACAACAGGAAUUCGAUGGGAUACCUGGACAAUGGACGGCAAACCAGUGAAAAUUAAAUCUGUUUCAAUGAAGAUCAGAAGAACUUAUUUCAAAUAGCAGAACAAUGUAAUUGAAAUGUAUGACUUUUCUGAAAUUUUCUGAUAGGUCGUCUUGGAUUGAAACGCACAUUGGUUUAGUUUAGCAAUCCAUUUUUAGAAAAGUUUAAAGGCCUUUUUCACAGCACAUUACUUUGCAAUUGCACUUUUACAGACAGCAUAAUUAUACUUGCGCUAUGAAAUUAUGCCUGCCGUAGCUUUAUUCACGAUAUUUUCAGUACUCUAUUGGAUGUCAUCAAUGGCUUAUUGUGUUAGCACUUGCGUUCUGUUGGUUGAAAAAUUAUAAGAAUGAUAUCUGCAAUUAUAAGAUAUCUGCAAUAAUGAUAUCUGCAAUUAUAAUUAUAAAUUAUAAGAAUGAUAUCUGCAAUUCCAGCUUUUUGAUGUUGCCAGCUCUUUACCUUUCAAUGGGCCAACAGAUCUGGCAAAUCGCUAUAGCUGCACUAAUUUGAAACAUCAAUGUUUCUCUAAGAGAAGAAACUUUCACACUGACAAAAUUAACUGCAGAUUGCUGUAGAGGAAAUUUCAGUAAAUGACAAGGCUGUUCAAAACAUGCAGCAAGAUGGCCAUAGUGUCACAAACAAGGCUUCUUUCCCUGAUGGGGACAUACAGCCACCUUUUUAUUUAACCAGAAUGCCCCCCUGUGAUGAACUUCGCCUUCCCUCAACAUUUUAAAGAAACAUUUAAUGAUAUAACUUUUUAGAGAGGCUUUUAAAAUUCUCAUCUGUUCUAGUGGGCUGAUAAUUUGGUUUUAAUUGGUUCUAGUUCUAACCGAGUUUUAUUCACUGUAUAUUGUUUUAUUUGUUUCCUUGCUGUGAGUCACCCCAAGCACUAUUGCACUGGAGGAGAGGGAUAUAAAUGUUUUAAAUAAUAAAAAAUAAAUGUACAUGCCUCCUCCCAGCCCUGCUUUUCACUCACAGCCCUUUUGGAGGUGCACAGUGCCCUAACUAACCACCACAUUUGAGCAACAUCCAACAAGAUGGGGAGGAUCUGUUUGCACUGCCAGGCUGCCACCGCUGAGCACAGAUCAUCUAGGUGGCGAAAGCACCCACUUUGCAAAGUGUAGAGCCAGGUAGUGGCCUACACAAGUAUGAGGCAGGCCUCUCCCGGCACUGUUCAUCUCCACAUAGGCUGCAAUAUUCACCCGCUGGGGAGACCACAAUACUGCCUCAACAUCCUUGCUGUGGGCUUCUCAGCCCUAGAGUGCCUCCCCUCCUCCCCCUCCUCCUCCUUGUGGUGCCUUGGCCCUGUAGCUUUGCUCCGUGCCAGGAGCCAAGUCCACCCCCCUUAGUCUACUUCCUCAUUGGCAUGGCCCUGUUCUGAGUUAAAUAUUCCAGUGCACUCUCCAAGAACUCCGCCCAUCUGUACCCAGGCCCCGCCCCUUUUAUCCUGCUCCCCCGCCCCCAGAUUGGUCUGCGGGCUGAUUUCCUUCCGCCCAGGCUGUUUGCAGAGCCACGCAGCAACUCCCCUUUGGCACUCCGCUCCUCCUCCUCUUCUUCUUUUGCACUUGGUGGGUGGCUAUUUCCAACACUGUUGGCAUCCUCCAGCCUUACAUCCAAUGGUUGGGUGAGUUCUGGGCAGGCCCCUGACAGCUCAUACAGACUGUGUCCCAUAGAACUUUCUAACUCUUGGGGUAGGGGACGGUUGUCAUUAAAUCUGACCCCACAGGAAGCUCAGAAUCUGGACAAUUUUCUAAAGUCCUUGCUAUAUCAGCUUUGGCAACCAGUAAGAUUUUGUCAGUAAUUCCCUCUAUAGAGCAGGCUGCACAACUUUGGCCCUCUAGCUGUUAUUGGACUACAACAUCCCUCAUCCUCAGCCACAGUGGCCAGUAAUCAGGGAUGCUGGGAGUUGAUGCAACUGCUGGAAGGCUCAAAUUGUGCAGCCCUGCCAGAGGGCAACAUCCUUCCCUGUCCUCCUCCAUUAUCCCCCACUUCUCCCCUCUGCAUCUAGCUGCAUUCCCUUUCUCCAGAAUCUUUCCUCUAAGGAUCAACAGUAUGUCACUGAAGGUGCCAGGAGAGUAUGCAGAUCCCACCAAUAUUUCCUUACUCACAGCGGUGGCUUUGGGAAACUGACUUGGGACGGAGAGCCUUCAUGAAUUUUACCUAGUUUUGUUUUCAGCUGAAGAGCUGUAUGUGCCAAUGUUGCCCUGGCAAUGAGGCUACAGGGAGAGUGAGGGGUGAACUGGAGUAGGCGGGAAGCCUCUUCCAAGAAGGCCUCUAUCACAUCCGACUGGUACCUGUACAUUUCUCCAUAAAAAAGUGGUGUGGGGAUUUGCUGAUCCUCCACUCCCAUCUGCCAUCUUGCCAGAUAGACACAAGUAACACAAAAGCUUUGACUGGGGACAAUCCAAGCCCCAUGGGGGGGACCCCACCAUUAAAAUUAUAUGCCUGUCAGAGAUCCUAACGAUAACAUGAAAAUACAUCACAUAAAAAGGAGGAUGAAAGGGUAUAUUUGUCAUAAAAAUGCCUUCUCACACAUUCCUGAAAGACUUACUUUUCAAAGACUUACGAUUUAAAAAUGGGUACAUUUUCUGAGUGCAGAAUGAGAGCACAAUACUUGUAAUAAUCAAACAAUACUUGAUUAUUUUAACAGAUUUGGUUUUGCAUUUCCAUCCACAAAAUUACAGUGUUGAUAAUCAUCUAAAAGGCACUACUGAUUUGUUUACUAUCCAAACCCUGUGAAAAUCAAACAUAAAAUAUGGUAGUUUUUUUAAAUUGUUGCUGAAGUGCAAUGCACAUUUAAACACUGAUAUGAAAUAGGAAUAUCUUUUCACAUCAUUUUAGAAAAUUAUUUAAAAUAAUACAAAUUGAUUUUUAGACUGUUACAUUCUGUAGCAUGAAGCAACUUCUUGGUUGGUCUGCUUUGUCUAGAUGAUUUCCUGUAGUAAGAAGUGUUAACAUUAUUACAAAUGCCUUUUAAAAUAAAUAGGCUCAUCUGUUGGUGCUCGGAAUUUCUGUUAUGUGUGCAUCUUAAUAAAAAAUGGUAAUAUAG